This is a messenger RNA of Loa loa (African eye worm), 2064 nucleotides long. RefSeq names its product natural resistance-associated macrophage protein isotype II. The transcript is spliced from 14 exons. The coding region runs from base 103 to 1854 and encodes 583 amino acids. NCBI's taxonomy places the organism in Eukaryota, Metazoa, Nematoda, Chromadorea, Rhabditida, Onchocercidae. Gene Ontology annotation, biological process: metal ion transport; manganese ion homeostasis; response to manganese ion. The record is from RefSeq and is a predicted model, not a curated record. Gene Ontology annotation, cellular component: apical plasma membrane. Gene Ontology annotation, molecular function: manganese ion transmembrane transporter activity; iron ion transmembrane transporter activity; cadmium ion transmembrane transporter activity.
UACUGUCAUUAUUACUUCCAGAAUGCAUUGAAGAAUCUGUGAAAGUAUUUCGCCAUUCCAGAACCUGAAGUGACACGUGGAUGAGAAGACGUGAGGUGCGAGAUGUACGGAAGCACUGAUUUGCUUGAAGUUGACGAGAGUUUGUGCCUACUUAGCUCUGAUACUAUUCAUACUGGAGAUGAUGAUGAUCCUGACCCGAUGUCGAAAGAAAGUGCAAAGAAUAUUAUUCAUCCGAACUCCCAAAUGCUUAAACGUCUAGUUCAAAUACCGGACGUUCCACAUUCGGGAUUCAGUUUUCGAAAGUUGUGGGCUUUUAUGGGUCCUGGAUUCCUGAUGAGCAUAGCCUAUUUGGACCCAGGAAACAUUGAAAGCGACUUGCAGUCAGGUUCACAAGCUCAGUAUCGACUCUUAUGGGUUUUGCUAUCAGCACAUAUUAUUGGUUUCUUUCUGCAGAGAUUAUCCGCUCGUCUGGGUGUUGUCAGUGGAAGGCAUAUGGCAGAAGUAGCAUAUGAAUACUAUCCACGAACACCGCGGCUCGUUUUGUGGGUAAUGAUCGAAAUAGCAAUUAUUGGAAGCGAUAUGCAGGAAGUUAUUGGAACAUCGAUUGCAUUCUAUCUUAUAACUGGAGGCUGGAUUCCAUUAUACAUUGGUGUUCUGGUUACCGUUCUGGAUACAUUUCUGUUUUUAUUUCUGGAUACUUACGGCUUUCGAAAGCUGGAAGUUUUUUUCGUAGUUUUGAUCGCGAUUAUGGGAGCUACCUUUGGUUAUGAAUAUGUAAUAGUAAAACCGGACCAGCUUUCGGUCCUCAAAGGUAUGUUUUUACCGUGGUGCGAAGGCUGCGGUCGUGACCAGUUCUUGCUUGCCGUUAGUAUUGUCGGUGCUGUCAUAAUGCCUCAUAAUUUAUAUCUUCAUUCUGCACUUGUUAAGAGUCGCGAAGUAGAUAGGAAAAGGAAAGCUAGUAUCCAGGAAGCAAGUUUCUACUUCUUUAUCGAGUCCGGUGUUGCCUUAUUAUGUAGUUUUAUAAUCAAUGUAUUUGUUGUUGCUGUUUUUGCUCAUGGGUUGUAUAACAAGACCAAUUACCAAGUAAGGAUAAAUUGUGAUGCACGUGAGGGUAUCAUGGAUCCCACAGCAUUUCCUUACGACAAUGAAACGGCUAAAUCAGAUUUAUACAAAGGUGGUAUAUUUCUUGGCUGUGAAUUUGGUUUCGUUCCUCUCUAUGUUUGGGGUGUUGGUAUCUGGGCAGCUGGACAAAGUUCUACAAUGACGGGUACCUAUACUGGACAGUUUGUGAUGGAGGGUUUCUUGCAAAUCCGUUGGCCUCGUUGGAAACGAGUUUUGGUUACUCGUAGCAUCACAAUUGUGCCAGCACUGUUGCUUGCACUACGUAUAAAUAGUAUGCGUGACUUAACGGGAAUGAACGAUUUAUUAAACUGUGUUCAAAUGCUGCAGCUACCGUUUGCGCUUAUUCCAGCGGUAACAUUCACAUCUAGUGCCAAAGUCAUGCUUGAUUUUCGCAAUUCCAGAUUUUUCCAAGUUUCGGCGCUAGUGGUGUCGUGUAUUGUAAUUUUCAUUAAUUUGUUCUUCUUCACGGACUAUAUAACUGAAGAGCUGGGGAAUGCGUGGUACAUCUGGGUGAUACUCUUGAUACCAUCCAUCGCAUACCUUAUAUUCGUCUGCUAUUUGUUGUUCGUAUGUGUGGCAGCAAUAGAUGUUCUGACUUCUCCAAAAUGGAAAAAGAUACCUGGUUUCGAUCCAAUACAUUUCAUCACCGAUGCACCAUGGCUUUCCGAAGAGCAGGAAAUUGUGGAUACAAAGCGGAACAAUAGCGAUCGUUAUCCUCAAGUGAUCAGUUAAUUUCAUUUCUUGCUGUUCAGCAUUUUCUUAUUUCUCCUGGAUAUGUUUGUGGAGGUUAUGAAUUCUUAAUUGGUUCUAUUCCUGAAGAACUUCGCAGUAGCAGAGAAAAUGCCCCUAUCGUGUGAGACCUACUAUGUAUUGGUACAGCGAUACUGAAAGCAGUGAGACAACAGGAUUUAUGCUAAUGUAAAACAACGCGAUACACAUCCG